AGAAUAAAAAACAAAGCCGCAGAGGAGCACAACAUCUCAGCCAGCUCCACCUCUCCAAGCAGGCCGAUCUCCGACCACACUGCACAAUGAGUAACUAUUCUAGCAUGCACUUGUCCUCACGCUCCUCUGGAGCAGGAGGCUCAAGUAUGGGCUUGAAUCAAAGAUAUGCUUCCAGCGUCUAUGCUGGCUCAGGCGGCAGAGGGACCAGAGUCUCUGUUUCCUCUGGUUCUUUUGGGGCCGGAGGUGGUCUUGGUUCUGGUGGUUUUGCUUUUGGCUCAGGAGGUAGUGCAGGCUUUGCUGGCGGUGCAGGCGGUGCAGGCAGUGGAGACUUCCAACUUGGAGCCAAUGACAAGGCCACCAUGCAGAACCUCAAUGACCGGCUUGCCAGCUACCUGGAGAAGGUGCGCACCCUGGAGAAGGCGAACAGUGAGCUCGAGCUCAAGAUCCGAAAUUUCCUGGACAGCAAAGCUGCCCCCGCCGGCCGUGACUAUUCAAAGUUCUAUGCCACCAUCGUAGAACUGCAGGGAAAGAUCCAGGACGGGUACCGUACCAAAGGAAGCAUUCAAAUUUCUUUGGAUAACGCCAGGCUGGCCGCUGAUGACUUCAGAAGCAAGUUUGAGACCGAGCUCUGCAUGCGCCAGUCAGUGGAGGCAGACAUUGCUGAGCUGAGGAGAGUGCUUGACCAGCUGACCCUUGCCAGGUCAGACUUGGAGCUCCAGAUUGAAGGCCUCAGGGAGGAGCUGGUCUUCCUCAAGAAGAACCACGAGGAGGAAAUGGCGUCAAUGAGGACUCAGGUCACUGGUCAGGUCAACGUUGAGGUGGACGCAAAACCACAGGAGGACUUGAGUGCCAUCAUGGCUGAGAUCCGUGAGCAGUACGAGGCCAUGGCUAAUAAAAACAAGAAAGAACUUCAAGAGUGGUACGAUAAAAAGGCAGAGGGGCUGAAGUCAGAGAUGUCUGUGAAACAAGAAACUUUAAUCUCGUCAAAGUCCGAAAUCUCAGAUCUCAAUCGGACACUUCAAAACCUGCAAAUAGAGCUGCAGUCUCAACUCAGUUUGAAAGCUGCUCUGGAGGGCCAAUUACACGAAACAGAGGCACGCUUUUCUUCUCAGAUCUCUGCCUUCCAGCAAAAGGUAUCAGUUCUGGAGGAGCAGUUAGUCAUGAUGCGCAACGACAUGGAACACCAAAGUCGAGAAUACCAGAUCUUGUUUGACAUCAAGACCAGACUGGAGAUGGAGAUUGCAGAAUACAGAAGGCUGUUGGAUGGAGAGGCCACGCAAACCUCCUCCACCUCCUCUUCCAAAUCCUCCAGCACUUCCUCCACCACGACCAAAAAGAUCAUUGUGGUCACUGAGGAGAUCAAGGACGGAGUGGUUGUGACAUCCUCCUCACAGGUUUCCUCUUAAGGAAAAGAUGAAGGGCGACAUGAUGAGGUCUGAAGUCAUCACCUGAACCGUUGUUGCUUCUCUGAAGUUGCAAAAAAAAUAAAGCCUCUCAGUUUCUCUCCAUCA
Oryzias latipes (Japanese medaka) is the source of this 1511-nucleotide messenger RNA. RefSeq names its product keratin, type I cytoskeletal 50 kDa. Gene Ontology annotation, cellular component: cytoskeleton. The record is from RefSeq and is a predicted model, not a curated record. Gene Ontology annotation, molecular function: structural molecule activity. NCBI's taxonomy places the organism in Eukaryota, Metazoa, Chordata, Actinopteri, Beloniformes, Adrianichthyidae.